Helicoverpa armigera (cotton bollworm) is the source of this 3732-nucleotide messenger RNA. RefSeq names its product cell adhesion molecule Dscam2-like. Gene Ontology annotation, cellular component: cell-cell junction; plasma membrane. Gene Ontology annotation, biological process: cell-cell adhesion. The record is from RefSeq and is a predicted model, not a curated record. Bases 2417 to 3226 code for a protein of 269 amino acids. Lineage: Eukaryota; Metazoa; Arthropoda; Insecta; Lepidoptera; Noctuidae. Gene Ontology annotation, molecular function: cell adhesion molecule binding. The transcript is spliced from 5 exons.
ACAAUAGGGUCCCGCCUAUUGUUUUCGCUCCUCUGUCCGUCCGUCCGUCUGUCUGUCACCAGGCUGUAUCUCAUGAACCGUGAUAGUUAGAGAGUUGAAAUUUUCACAGAUGAUAGAUUUCUGUUGCCGCUAUAACAACAAAUACUGAAAACUAUAAUAUAAUAAUAUAUGUCGAGGGGCUCUCAUACAACAAACGUGAUUUUUUUGCUCAUUUUUGCUCGAUAUCCAUAAAUAUAUAUAGAAUACUAGCUGUUGCCCGCGACUUCGUCUGCGUGGGCAAUAUAGAAUUUUAUAUAGCCUAUGGAAUGUCACUAUCACAAAGGAUCACCAAAGUAAAGAAUGUUCUCGCGCACGAAGCCACAAAUAUAGAAGGAUGCACUCAUAGAUAUCGUAACUCGUAACACGUGCUCUGAAAUGCGACAGGAUGGAUUGACAUAUUAGUUGGUUGUCAAAUCUAAUGUCAAAUAUUAUGAUUGCGUUCAGAAAUUUAACUUAAGAUUUAUAAUUUAAUUUCUGACAAAACUGAAGAUUUAUCUUUCGAUUUCUAUAUAGUCUUAUUAAAAAAAUAAUCGGACAGAUUAACAACUGAAGUUGGUUAAAAUUGAGUUUCUCGAAGCCGACCACUAUCUAUGUACUAUGUAUUUUGAGACUAUGCAAUUUUGUCGCGUUUGUUGAGUUUCAGAACGCGAUAUUAGAUCCUCCAACGCGCACGCGAAUUUGAACUUUAUAAAGCGGUAAUAAAUUACAAAUUGACUCUCCAUUUUAUUUAGAAAACGUUUGUAUGGGAAAUAGAAAAAUGCUGUUUUGAAGAUUUUCCCGGCAAUUAUUAGAAUUUUUCUCACCUUUUAAACCUUCCCUGGAUCUCUACAAACAUUUUAAAACCAAAAUCAGCUCAAUCGGCCCAGCCGUUCUCGAGUUUUAGCGAGACUAACGAACAGCAAUUCAUUUUUAUAUAUAUAGAGAUAUAUAGAGAUUAGUUUGUAUAGCACGGAACCCUACGUGCGCGAGUCCGACUCGCACUUGGCCGGUUUUUUUUACUGUUAGUUCACGCCCGGCUUUACCUUAUAUGUCAUACGUUACCAUUAUAUCUAUUGGUAAAGCGUGUGUUUUUCGCAUCUCGUAGUACAUUUGCUGCGGACUGCUACGGAAGCUACGAGCGCUACGACGCUACGUAGCACGUGUAGCCGCCGGAGGCGCUCGGUGCUGAACGUAACAACAGACUGAUACUUACUACACUGCCGAGCUACGCCUGAUUGUUGUGUGCUUUCUUAUAACGUCGUACAUUCCCGAACCACUCUGUGGUACUCGUGUCACACAGUUCUAAAAUGUUACCACUACACAAACACUAAAUUCUUGCUAUGAAUUCCGUCACUGUUAUCUAUCGCAUAAAAAAUGAAAACUUACAGCUCGACUACGGUAACUAGUCUCGCCGCUUCCAAAACCACCGACCAAAUGCAAUAACCAUCUCGGCCAAUCAAACGAUUUUUUAAUGCUUUUAGUUUUAGCUUCUGUACAAGAAUAGUUCUUAAUGUAAAUAUUUUUAUGGACUAAAUAAAAAAUAUUGAAUGAAACGACUAAUAAAUGACCUAAUCAGGUUAAGAGAACACUGCAAACUUUUAGUCAGCCGAUAGUUUGUUUGAGCUCAUAAUCUAGAUGGAUGAUGAUAAUAUAAUCGGUCACGGAGGCUGCUGUUAUCGUUUAGAGUUAGCCAACUGCGAAGGGCAUGUUAUAGUGCACAAGCAUGUGCACGAACACAAGUGCAACACCGGAGAGAGAUCAGACUCCGGGAAACUUAGUGAAAGUUUCUGAAACCCACAAAGCGAAUGCGGGCCGGUGCACGACCCGGAAAUCAAACCCGAUCCCUCAUGUACAGCAGCCACGCUAUGCGACAGCUAGACAUACAUUAUAAAUAUCAGGUUGUUUUAGCAUCAGCACCUGCAACACAAGCCAAUAAAUAAGUUUAUCAUGGGGCUAACCGACCGUGUGUGCAAGAUAUAUUAUUAUUAUUUCUCGUUACUUUUUAAAUACCUCACAUCUAUACGUGGGUGAAAUUGGCACGGGCCGAAGCCAGGUACGGUUAAGUAGAAUUAAUUGUUGUUAUUAAGUAUUUAAUCAUGUUCGGGUUAAUCUGCAUGUGUUUACAACAGCUUUUUUCUGGAAUAGAAUAGAAUAGAACCUAUAAAUAGAUAUAAGUAGACAGACUAAUUAUCAAUAACUUAGGCUAUUGUACAGGUUGUUUGGGAUGACUCCUGCUAGAUAUUUUGCUGGAUAGUAUGAUAGAAUUGUCUUGACAUGGGUAAUAUUCCAGUGUGUUAGUAUCAAGAGGGCAACAGGGACAUGAGCGGCUGAAAGGUUGGAAAGCCGGCGCGGGCGCGGGUCGCGGUGUGCGGGGCGCGGGGCGCGGGCGGGGGGAGACAUGCCGCCGCUGCUGCCGCUGCUGCUGGCGCUGCUCGUGCCGCGUUUGCGCGCGGAGCUGACGAUGCGCGCGCCGGUGCUGGUGCGCGAGCCGCCGCCGCGCGUGACGUACGCGGCGCGCGCCGGCGUGCGGCUCACGUGCGCCGCGCGCGCAGACCCGCCGCCCGACAUCACGUGGCUCGCCGACGACGGCGCCGUGCUGCGGGACCUGCCGCCGCACAGGCGCAUAUACAACAACGGCACGCUGGAGAUAUUGGCGACGAGCGCGCACGCGGCGGCGGCGCAGACGACGGUGCGGUGCCGCGCCGCCAACGCGCACGGCGUGACACUGUCGCGCGACGUGACGCUGGUGCCGGUGGGCGAGGCGGCGUGGGAGGCGGCGGCGCGCGCGGCGGACGCGGCGGCGGGCGCGGUGGCGGCCGUGCACUGCGGCGCCGCCGACCCGCUGGUGCGCGCCGAGCUCUGGUACCGCGGCGACGCGCUGCUGCACCUCGACCCGCCCGCGCCAGAGUCGCGCUACCUGGUGGCGGGCAACACGCUGCUGAUCCGCGAGGCGGGCGCGGCGGACGCGGGCGCGUACAGCUGCCUGGCGCGCCACGCGCUGACCGGCGCGGCCCGGCGCGCGCGCCCCGCCACGCUGUCGGUGCGCGGCGCGGGCCCCGCGUCGGCGCCGCGCCUGCUGGCCGCGCCCGCCGAGCUCAGCGUGCCGGCCGGCCAGCUCGUGUGUCUGCCGUGCGUCGCCUCCGACCACCCCCCGCCGCAGUACACGUACGCAUUGUCUAUCAUGUUAAUACAUGACCAAAACGCUUAAGCUCUUCACUAAGUUAAUAUCACGUAUGCUGCUACUACUUCUUCUUUCUUUCUCCUGCCCUGUUCCCAAAUUUUACUUGGGGUCGGCGCAAUAUGUCAUUUUCUUCCAUUUUCCCCUGUCACUCGUCAUACUGACACUCACUCCCUUCCUAUUCAUAUCAUCUUACAGGCAAUCCAUCCAUCUUUUCUUAGGUCUUCCUCUUCCUCUCCAUCCAUCUACAGCUGCUACUACUUCUAAUGGCUUAAUAAGUUUUUAGAUAAUAUGUUUUGCACCCUGUAUUCGGUUUUAUCUGCUAGGUUAGGAUUCUUUUAUUAAUUAAUCUUCUUCGGUUUUAUCUAAGUACAUAGUUAUAUUUAGUUUCUUUUAUUUCAUCAUCAUCAUCACCCGAGCCUUUACCCAAUUGUUGGGGUCGGCUUCCAGUCUAGCCGGAUUCAGUUGAGUACCAGUGUUUAACAAGGAGCUACUGCCUAUCUGACCUCCUCAACCCAAGUACUCCGGCAACCCAA